AUGUCGCACCGCAAGUUUGAGCGGCCACGUCAUGGCUCCCUGGGCUUUCUGCCCCGAAAGCGAACGAGGCACCACCAUGGCAAGAUCAAGAGCUUCCCAAAGGACGACCAGUCCAAGGACCCGCACCUCACAGCCUUCAUGAGCUACAAGGCAGGCAUGACACAUAUCGUCCGGGAAGUUGACCGGCCUGGAUCCAAGCUGCACAAGAAGGAGAUUGUGGAGCCUGUGAGCAUUGUGGAGAGCCCUCCAAUGAUUGUGGUAGGCUUUGUCGGCUAUGUGGAGACACCUCGCGGCCUGCGUGCUCUCACCUCUGUUUGGGCAGGGCACCUCUCCGAGGAGUGCAAGCGUCGUUUUUACAAGACCUGGCACACUUCCAAGCAGAAGGCUUUCACCAAGUACCAGAAACGCUGGGAAGAGGCAGGCAAGGAUGGCACCCCCAUGGCUGCCGAGGUUGAGCGGGCCAAAAAGUACUGCCAGGUGAUCCGGGCCAUCUGCCAUACGCAGGUGGGCAAGGUCCGAAUCGGCCAAAAGAAGGCGCACAUCAAGGAGAUCCAGGUGAACGGCGGCACCACAGAGGCCAAGGUGGACUUUGUCAUGGGACUCUUUGAGAAGGAGGUAAAGGUGGCCGAUGUCUUCAGCCAGGAUGAGAUGGUCGACGUGAUCGGCGCUACGAAAGGCAAAGGCUUCAACGGCGUGGUGACACGCUGGGGUGUCACACGCCUCACUCGAAAGACGCACCGUGGAUUGCGGAAGGUAGCAUGCAUCGGCUCGUGGCACCCCGCCCGUGUUGCCUUCCAGGUACCCCGCUCAGGCCAGCGCGGGUAUCACCACCGGACUGAAAUCAACAAGAAGAUCUACCGAGUGGGAAAAGCCCUCAAGGACGAUGCCAACAACGCAAGCACGGAGAAUGAUCUUACGGAGAAACCCAUUACUCCAAUGGGCGGCUUCUCCCACUAUGGUGAGGUGCGGGAGGAUUGGAUCAUGCUCAAGGGCACGGUCAUGGGCCCGCGCAAGCGCCUGGUCACACUGCGCAAGUCCCUGCUGCCGCAGGUCACCCGAAAGGCGCUGGAAAAGGUGACGCUGAAGUUCAUUGAUACCUCCUCCAAGUUCGGCCAUGGCCGCUUCCAGACCAGCGAGGAGAAGAGCAAGUUCUAUGGCGGGGUGCAGAAGAAGGCCAAGACAGAGGCGAAGACCGAAGAGAGCUGA
Molecule: messenger RNA, 1206 nt
Organism: Symbiodinium pilosum
Lineage: Eukaryota; Dinophyceae; Suessiales; Symbiodiniaceae
Source: the annotation of a GenBank genome assembly